Messenger RNA from Choloepus didactylus (southern two-toed sloth), 2504 nucleotides. Its product is annotated as elongation factor 1-alpha 1-like. Gene Ontology annotation, biological process: translation; translational elongation. Bases 16 to 1404 code for a protein of 462 amino acids. The record is from RefSeq and is a predicted model, not a curated record. Gene Ontology annotation, molecular function: GTPase activity; GTP binding; translation elongation factor activity. NCBI's taxonomy places the organism in Eukaryota, Metazoa, Chordata, Mammalia, Pilosa, Megalonychidae. The transcript has a single exon.
GAUUCUUAAGCCAAAAUGGGAAAGGAAAAGACUCAUAUCAACAUUGUCGUUAUUGGACACAUAGAUUCGGGCAAAUCCACCACUACUGGCCACCUGAUCUACAAAUGUGGUGGAAUCGACAAAAGAACCAUUGAAAAAUUUGAGAAGGAGGCUGCUGAGAUGGGAAAGGGGUUCUUCAAAUAUGCCUGGGUCUUGGAUAAACUGAAAGCUGAACGUGAGCGUGGUAUUACCAUUGAUAUCUCCCUGUGGAAAUUUGAGACCAGCAAGUACUAUGUGACCAUCAUUGAUGCCCCAGGGCACAGAGACUUUAUUAAAAACAUGAUUACAGGCACAUCUCAGGCUGACUGUGCUGUCCUGAUUGUUGCUGCUGGUGUUGGUGAAUUUGAAGCUGGUAUCUCCAAGAAUGGGCAGACCCAUGAGCAUGCUCUUCUGGCUUACACACUGGGUGUGAAACAACUAAUUGUUGGUGUUAACAAAAUGGAUUCUACUGAGCCACCCUACAGCCAGAAGAGAUACGAGGAAAUCGUUAAGGAAGUCAGCACCUACAUUAAGAAAAUUGGCUACAACCCCGACACAGUAGCAUUUGUGCCAAUUUCUGGUUCGAAUGGUGACAACAUGCUGGAGCCAAGUGCUAACAUGCCUUGGUUCAAGGGAUGGAAAGUCACCUGCAAGGAUGGCAAUGCCAGUGGAACCACACUGCUUGAAGCUCUGGAUUGCAUCCUGCCACCUACUCGUCCAACUGACAAACCCUUGCGUCUGCCUCUUCAGGAUGUCUACAAAAUUGGUGGUAUUGGUACUGUCCCUGUGGGCCGAGUGGACACUGGUGUUCUCAAACCGGGCAUGGUGGUCACCUUUGCUCCAGUCAACGUUACAACUGAAGUCAAGUCUGUUGAGAUGCACCAUGAAGCUUUGAGUGAAGCUCUUCCCGGGGACAACGUGGGCUUCAAUUUCAAGAACGUGUCUGUAAAAGAUGUUCGUCGUGGCAAUGUGGCUGGUGACAGCAAAAACGAUCCACCGAUGGAAGCAGCUGGUUUUACUGCUCAGGUGAUUAUUCUGAACCAUCCAGGCCAAAUCAGUGCUGGCUAUGCACCUGUGCUGGAUUGUCACACAGCUCACAUUGCUUGCAAGUUUGCUGAGCUGAAGGAGAAGAUUGAUCGUCGUUCUGGUAAGAAGCUGGAAGAUGGCCCCAAAUUUCUGAAAUCUGGUGAUGCUGCCAUCAUUGAUAUGGUUCCUGGCAAGCCCAUGUGUGUUGAGAGCUUCUCUGAUUAUCCUCCUCUGGGUCGUUUUGCUGUUCAGGAUAUGAGACAGACAGUUGCUGUGGGUGUCAUCAAGGCUGUGGACAAGAAGGCUGCUGGAGCUGGCAAGGUCACCAAGUCUGCCCAGAAAGCUCAGAAGGCUAAAUGAGUAUUACCUAUAACACCUGCCACUCCAGUUUUAAUCAGUGGUGGAAGAACAGUCUCAGAACUGUUUGUCUCAAUUGGCCAUUUAAGUUUAAUAGUAAAAGACUGGUUAAUGAUAACAAUGCAUCGUAAAACUUUCAGAAGGAAAGGAAUGUUUUGUGGACCAUUUGUUUUUGUGUGGCAGUUUUAAGUUAUUAGUUUUUAAAAUCAGUACUUUUUAAAUGGAAACAAUGACCAAAAAUCUGUCACAGAAUUUUGAGACCCAUUAAAACAAAGUUUAAUGAGAAACCUGUGUCUUCUUUUGAAAAGUCAGCCUUGAAUUGCUCAGGCAAAAGACAAAGUGCUCAUAACCUAUUUCUGGUGUUUUAUCCACUGAAAUUUGAUACGAUAGUUCAGUUAAACAGUUUUUUUCAGGACAAAUUGAGGGAUUUUUCACCUAAUUGGAGGGAUCAUCAUUUAAGUUGAUUUAAGUACUUAGUUAAAAAAAUGGGGUGGUUUAUUGGUGGCAACCUUAAUGGAAAAGCAAAGGGUAAUUUGUAAUGUUCAUAAGCUACCUUAGAAGGCCAAGUUCUGUUACAGAGGCCAUGUGUUGCAUAUAGAAUUUUAAUUUUGUGUAGUUAUGUCUAUAUCAAUAUUGAGUAAAUGAGUUUAUUGUAUCUAGGAAAAAUAAAAGAUACUGGAAGUUGAAUGUGUUUUCCUGUAACUUAAGAACUGGAACCCUACCAUAGAGGAAUUAAGCACCUAAAAGAGCAAGGUUGGGUAUUAAGGUUGGAGAUUAAAAGCCAAAGUUUGUAUUGUAUAGAAGAGGGGGAGGACCUAUUGGUAACUGACUAGUUUGAAAUGCUUUUCAAAAACUACCUGGAACAAGGUACUAUGGAGAAUGUUUCCCGUCAUGAGUGAUAAUGAAAAAUUAUCCAGACAAUUUGAAAUAGCUAGAAAUUGACACGAAGGGAUGAAUCUAACCUAGUCCUCUUAAUCUAGUGGAAUGAUUUGCUAAUUUAAGGUCCACACCUUAAAUCCUACGGUUGGCUGAUUAUAACUGGUACUAGAGCAAGGAAAUGGUCUCAACAGGUGGCUGGAUUUUUUUGGUUGGUGGCAUCCGUA